AUGAAAUUCCUCGUCCCCUUAACCCUCCUCGUUGCUGCCGGCGUCUCGGCCAAGGACCAAGCGUGCAAGGCCGACUAUAUCGUCACCAGCUGCCUGAGGAGCGAGACGGCAAAGGUCCAAGAAUGUAAAACUACCGACUACGAUUGUUUAUGCGCUGCCUAUGAAGCUGUGGCCACCUGCUACAACAAUUGCCCCGACGACAUCCGUGCCCCCGACGCCCAUAGCCAAGUCACAAAUUUCUGCCAAAACGCCUCCAUCUAUGGCAGUAGGGCCCUCGCCUCAAAGACGGCGGCCUCGCGCGCCUCCCGGUCCACCAGCAGUGCUGUCACCACCACCGACUCGGCCACCCUGACCGAGGCCGCCUCGGCCUCCGCCACCUCGGCCUCCCGGUCCGCUAGCACCGGCGCCGCCGAGGCCCGGUCCGCCAACGCCGGUGGUCUGCUCAUGGCCGCUGCCGGCCUUGUUGCUGCCCUCCUGUAA
This is a messenger RNA of Hirsutella rhossiliensis, 480 nucleotides long. RefSeq lists its product as uncharacterized. The coding region runs from base 1 to 480 and encodes 159 amino acids. Lineage: Eukaryota; Fungi; Ascomycota; Sordariomycetes; Hypocreales; Ophiocordycipitaceae. The transcript is spliced from 3 exons. The record is from RefSeq and is a predicted model, not a curated record.